AUGGCAAACAUUCCUAUAAUCAUCAUUCUUUUCGUUGCAUUUUGUGUUUCGACCUUCUUCAACUUCGCCAAUGCUGUAGGAAUGACGUUCAUUGUUGUAGGUCAUGUUUACUGUGACACUUGUGGUGUUGAAUUUGAAACCACGCUCAGUCAAAGCAUUGGUGAAGCUAUAGUGAAGCUAGAAUGCAGGAACAGUAUUGAUCAAUCCUAUACCUAUCAGAGCAAAGACAUAGUCGUUGAUAAGAGGGGAAAUUAUGAAAUCGAAGUGAUGGGCGAUUAUGAGGAAUCAGAUUGCAACGUCAUCCUGGUCAGGAGUCCCAGUCAAGAUUGCAAUGAUCCCAUCGAAAAGUGGAGGAAAGCUAGGGUGGUCCUCACCACAACGGAUGGCGUUAGGGGCAAUGUGCGCUUUGCCAACACUCUUGGGUUCAAGAAAAGGACAUCUCAUCUUGGUUGUAAUAAAUUCUUAAAGAAAUGGGGUUAUUUUGAGCUUUAA
Molecule: messenger RNA, 492 nt
Organism: Gossypium arboreum
Lineage: Eukaryota; Viridiplantae; Streptophyta; Magnoliopsida; Malvales; Malvaceae
Product: anther-specific protein LAT52-like
Exons: 2
Coding region: 1-492 (163 amino acids)
Source: RefSeq, a predicted model, not a curated record